UCCUCCUAGUCCUAGGCCGUCCAAACUCCAAACCCAAUUUUUACUGUCCUCUCUCUCUCUCUCCCUAUCUCUCCCAACGAGAGCGCAUCGCAAUGGCGCCCCCCUGCGGCGAUGCUGCGGCGGCACCCGAGCUGACCAGCCUGCGCAUCCCCGAUGGAGCCGGGUUACCUCCGCUUCCCAGACGCGGCGGCGGCGGGGGCGGCAAUGCGGCCGAGAGGGAGGAGGAGGGCGAUAAGAGCGCGAGGAAGGAGAAGGCCGGGGCGCAGCGGAUCGCCGGGUGGGGGCUCCGCGAGUACAGCAAGAUAGUUUCUAAAAAAGUUGAGACCAAAGGACGGACUACUUAUAAUGAGGUUGCAGAUGAAAUUUGUGCGGAGCUAAAGUUGACGCUUAAUGGUCAAGAGUUUGAUGAGAAGAAUAUUAAGAGGAGAGUGAAUGAUGCUUUUAAUGUGCUAAUUGCACUACGUGUUAUUGCAAAAGACAAAAAGGAAAUAAAGUGGGUGGGCCUUUCUAAUUUCAGAUAUGAAAAGAUUAAGAAGUUAGAGGAGGCUCACAAAGAACUCAUGACCAGGAUUAAGAACAAGAAGAAACUUCUCCAGGAAAUUGAAAAACAGUUUGAUGACCUCCAGAACAUCAAGUUUCGCAACCAGGUACUACAGAGGCCAGCAGAGAGUGCGAAUGGUAUCUGCCUUCCAUUCUUAUUGGUCAAGGCAUCCAGAAAAGCAAGGGUGGAAAUUGAGAUUUCAGAGGACUCAAAGUUCGCAGGUUUCGAUUUCAACUGUGCACCAUUCACCUUGCAUGAUGAUGUCUCAAUCCUUGAUGGGAUCAGGCGCAAUAGCAUAAGAAGAGCUGGGUAGCUUCGCGUUCUUCAAUAGAUGCUCGCGAAUAUGAUGAUCAGUUGAAAGUGACAAGACUGGGACAACCCGUUUUGUUUGCACAGCCAUUAGUAUGUUUAGGUGUAUAUAUAGUAUGAAACCUUGACCUGAUCUUCAGUACACCAUAUCAAGCGGAUGAAGAUUUAACCUGCAAAUUUUGCCCCCUUUUUUGUGCCUAGCGGGUUAUUAGGUCUGAGAUAGAUUAUUUUCAUAUAUGAUGCUAUGUAUUAACUUUAUAAUUGGUCCAAUUUAAAAGCAUGUGCACAAGCUUGCUUGUUA
Panicum virgatum (switchgrass) is the source of this 1151-nucleotide messenger RNA. Its product is annotated as transcription factor-like protein DPB. Gene Ontology annotation, cellular component: nucleus; transcription regulator complex. The coding region runs from base 93 to 854 and encodes 253 amino acids. The transcript has 9 exons. NCBI's taxonomy places the organism in Eukaryota, Viridiplantae, Streptophyta, Magnoliopsida, Poales, Poaceae. Gene Ontology annotation, molecular function: DNA-binding transcription factor activity, RNA polymerase II-specific; RNA polymerase II transcription regulatory region sequence-specific DNA binding. The record is from RefSeq and is a predicted model, not a curated record. Gene Ontology annotation, biological process: regulation of transcription by RNA polymerase II; regulation of cell cycle.